Messenger RNA from Brassica napus (rape), 1750 nucleotides. Its product is annotated as pentatricopeptide repeat-containing protein At1g63330-like. NCBI's taxonomy places the organism in Eukaryota, Viridiplantae, Streptophyta, Magnoliopsida, Brassicales, Brassicaceae. Bases 92 to 601 code for a protein of 169 amino acids. The record is from RefSeq and is a predicted model, not a curated record. Gene Ontology annotation, molecular function: protein binding. The transcript has a single exon.
AGUACUAUAUCUGAACCUCUUAUUUGAAAGAGUAAUUCACUCCUUAGGAUAAUUUGAGUGAUAUAAUAACGCUCAAGAAAUUUUCAAACGAAUGGUUUUUUGCGGUGUGCCUCCUGAUAUUUGGACCUACAGUAUUUUGCUAGAUGGAUUUUGCAAAAACGGGAAGCUAGAUAAAGCAUUGGUCAUAUUUGAGGAUCUUCAAAAGAGUGCAACAGAACUCAAUAUCGUCACAUAUAAUAUUGUCAUUGAAGGGGUGUUUAAGGCUGGCAAAGUGGAAGCUGAGUGGGAUUUGUUUUGUAGCCUCGGACUCAAAGGAGUGAAGCCUGACGUUGUAACCUACAAUACAAUGAUCUCAGGCUUGUGUAAUAAUAAAUUAAAGCAUGAAGCAUAUGCCUUGUUGAGAAAAAUGAAACAAGACGGGUCUCUCCCAGAUGAUCGUACCUCUAAUGCGCUAAUCAGGGCACAUCUUGAAGAUGGUGACAAAGCUGCAUCAGCUGAAUUCAUCAAGGAAAUGAGGAACCGCGGGUCAACAUUUGGCUUAGUCACUAAUAUGUUACAUGAUGGGAGAUUGGACAAAAGCUUCCUCGACAUGCUUUUUUAAACAUGUCGAGCAACUAUGUUUCCGCUGAAAGCAGGCAUCUUAAAACUGUUUUAUCCUGGAGAGAAGAGGAGUGGUAGAUCAAUUCUCUUUCCUUUAAAGUAACUGUGAGGUAAAUCAAGUUAUUUAAAUUCUGAUGUUGCAUUGAGUUAGAUUUUGUGUAUUGGUGGAACUUUGUGUUGUGAUGAGCAUUACAAGAAGAUUUUCCGUACAAGAAGAUCUCAGACUUGGUUUGGUAUGAUUACUGUUUUACUUUAGAUUUGGUUCUUAGCCAGACUUUUUGUUUUUCAAGUUUUAUUUUGAGUGAUUGUUUUAGACAGAUUUAUAGUUCUGUUACUCGAUAGGAUUAAACUUAUUAGAACUUGGUUGUUUGCUCUGCCCUGUCUGUGGUAUGUUUGAAUAAUGAUACGGUGGUAACGUAGCUUAGAUACAAGACAUUACGUUUUAGGGGUCCAGUCUAGUAUCUCAUCCUGAAGAAGCUUGAGCUUGUUUCUGUACGAGUAAUAAGUUACUGGUAUGCAUUCUGUCUAAAGGCCACAAUCCUCAUUUCGUUCGGUUCAACAGUCCAUCAGGAAAAAUAAAUUAUAUAUAAUAUAGUGUGCUUCCUUGUUUUCGCUUAUGAACUGUAAAUCAAGAACUCUGUUUUUUAACCAAAUUAUUUAUGAAACAACAAAGAACAUAAUCAUUAGAUUAGGCAAUGCGGGUAACUGCAGCAUGUAUGAACAAGUGACACUUGUGUAUGUAAUAAGAAUAAUAUGGUCUCAACUCAAUUGUUUGUUUUUCUUUUGCUGUUAAGCCUGUUAUGUUUGAAAUCAGUUUGUAGUUUUUUAAAACAAAUUGUUAGCUUGCGUUUGUACUUGGAAAACUAAGUAUAAAAGAGUGAAAUAUUUUAUAAAUGUGAAUUUUCCUGAUUUUUUUCUCUUGAUCUAAUAAUUAUCUGUGAUAUAAACAUUUGAAGAGAAGAAUUAUAUCACGUAAACGGAAAUAAUCUACACAUAAACCCGCCAAUGUGAAAAUAAAGGGAUGGUUCCCCCAAGUUGGAUUUGGAACGAAAACGACUCGCUGAAAGCAAUGAUAAACGCAAUUAUGAUGAUGAAAAUAUUACAAGAAUUCCUGAUAAAAUAUGUUACAAUUUACAUAGAAAUUUUUUCA